AUGAAGCACAGUUUAAGCCCAAUACAACUGACCAAUCAAAAUUAGUGAAUGCACUGCAUCUCUCUGCAGUGGAGAGAAGCGACAAGGUAGGCUGUCAUUCUGCAAAAGCUGCCCAGAACAGGCUUUCCUCCGAAAAGCAGUGCCGUUCCUUUUUAGAAAGACUGAAUCUAAAUGUUGUCUCUGGAGACAAGAAGCCUUCAGUAUGUUAAAUUACUUUCAUUAUGUAUUUUCAGAUGCUUAUUGAUUCCACAGUAGGAAGAGUGAGAGACUGCAGCAGCCUCUAAGCAGCACUACAUGUUCCAUACAUUAGCAGUACUGCUGAAACAAUGGCACACUACAGACACAUAUUUUCAUUAAGGUCAUUUUCGAAGAGAUGUUUAUGACCCUCUUCCCCCAGUCCUCUACUAACAAGUGAACAAAAUGAAUCAAUCCAAACUGGAAAUGCUUCAACUACAUCAAGAAUUUAUCAAAUCUUUAGCGGAGGACCGAUAGCAGCUAAUUCAGUAUUUACAACUGACAAUAUGAAGAAUGCAACUGACUGAGCAUCUCCCUAGCUGUCUGAACUACGAACUGCAAGAUGUUCCUAUAACAUGACUUAAGACAUUAAGGAGUUAAAACCAGGGAACAGGUCUACAUUACUGUUGGAAUAUAAAAAAUCAACUGUAUCCUAGGAAGAUGCUACAGAAAAUAACCACAAAAAGAAAAACAAUAUAACUGUAAAAGCCCGAAAAGAACUGGUGAGCAUUUUAAAAAAGGAAGUUUAUACUUUAACAUAUCAGAAUUGUGGAAGCUACUGAUUCUGGAAGAAAUAAUGAAACAUGAAUUUCCAAAAAGAAAAUAACAUACUUGACCAGCAAACAAAAGGAAGAUUUAGCAAGUGUGUUGUGCACUAAAUAUUCAGAUAUUCAUAUCAAUUGAUACGACUAAUGGAUUUUUCUGACUUUUAUGACCAAUUAUGUAUCCUCUUCUAAUGAAAACAAACCAAAUUAAAUAGCAGAUGGUUUUUAUCAAAAGGGCAUGGCCUGGAUUUAUAAUAUAAAGCAAGUUAUGUGAUCAAGAAAUCAUUUCAAAAUAGUGAGGACUGCUAUAAAAACAGUUUACAAUUGUAACAAAAGGAUGUUUAAAUAUAUUUUAGAAGCUACAAACCUUAUGAUGUUUCCUUUUUUGUUUUCACAUAUUCUGGAAAAUAAAGAGACAUUCUCAUGUACACCAUCAAAGGGAAACAUAAUUCCUAUCAUCUGAGGAAGUUUCUCUUGGUCAUGACUUUUUAAAGCAAAACAAAUAAAAUAUUAUGUACUGUUCUUUAGAAAUCCAUCAGCCAACUAAAUCUCAUAAUGCAUGCAGUUGAAGUACUGGAGAGAAAAUGAAAGAAUUCCUACAAGACAUGAAAUAAAUCACAGCUACUUCACUGUUGUCAGGUAAAAAUUCAUGUCAAAAUCUGUCAAUGAUAUCAUGUAUCAAUUUGUCAAAAACUGCCAUUGUGAGCCAAAAGGCCCAUAAGGCAACAGCAAACAGGGAAAAAAACAACUGCUCCAAAAGAAUGUGCUUUUCUCCCAUUCUGGAAAUCAACAUGCAGUCUGAAUCUAACAUUACAGUGCGAGAUGACAUUGAUGACAUCAACACCAAUAUGUACCAACCACUAUCAUAUCCGUUAAGCUUUCAAGUGUCUCUCACCGGAUUUCUUAUGUUAGAAAUUGUGUUGGGACUUGGCAGCAACCUCACCGUAUUGGUACUUUACUGCAUGAAAUCCAACUUAAUCAACUCUGUCAGUAACAUUAUUACGAUGAAUCUUCAUGUACUUGAUGUAAUAAUUUGUGUGGGAUGUAUUCCUCUAACUAUAGUUAUCCUUCUGCUUUCACUGGAGAGUAACACUGCUCUCAUCUGCUGUUUCCAUGAGGCUUGUGUAUCUUUUGCAAGUGUCUCAACAGCAAUCAACGUUUUUGCUAUCACUUUGGACAGAUACGACAUCUCUGUAAAACCUGCAAACCGAAUUCUGACAAUGGGCAGAGCUGUAAUGUUAAUGACAUCCAUUUGGAUUUUUUCUUUUUUCUCUUUCCUCAUUCCUUUUAUUGAGGUAAAUUUUUUCAGUCUUCAAAGUGGAAAUACAUGGGAAAACAAGACACUUUUAUGUGUCAGUACAAAUGAAUACUACACUGAACUGGGAAUGUAUUAUCACCUGUUAGUACAGAUCCCAAUAUUCUUUUUCACUGUUGUAGUAAUGCUAAUCACAUACACCAAAAUACUUCAGGCUCUUAAUAUUCGAAUAGGCACAAGAUUUUCAACAGGGCAGAAGAAGAAAGCAAGAAAGAAAAAGACAAUUUCUCUAACCACACAACACGAGGCUACAGACAUGUCACAAAGCAGUGGUGGGAGAAAUGUGGUCUUUGGUGUAAGAACUUCAGUUUCUGUAAUAAUUGCCCUCCGGCGAGCUGUGAAACGACACCGUGAACGACGAGAAAGACAAAAAAGAGUCUUCAGGAUGUCUUUAUUGAUUAUUUCUACAUUUCUUCUCUGCUGGACACCAAUUUCUGUUUUAAAUACCACCAUUUUAUGUUUAGGCCCAAGUGACCUUUUAGUAAAAUUAAGAUUGAGUUUUUUAGUCAUGGCUUAUGGAACAACUAUAUUUCACCCUCUAUUAUAUGCAUUCACUAGACAAAAAUUUCAAAAGGUCUUGAAAAGUAAAAUGAAAAAGCGAGUUGUUUCCAUAGUAGAAGCUGAUCCCCUGCCUAAUAACGCUGUAAUACACAACUCUUGGAUAGAUCCUAAAAGAAACAAAAAAAUUACCUUUGAAGAUAGUGAAAUAAGAGAGAAAUGUUUAGUACCUCAGGUUGUCACAGACUAGAGAAAAGUCUAAGUUUCACCAAAUCCACAUUCAAAUGAGUUUUAAAUUUAAAUUGUAAAAACGGAUAUUACUGCCAAAUAUAAGAAGAAAUAUUUUAAGUAUUGAUUAUGUUGUAAAUUUUCAAUGUGAAUGUCAAUUAGAUUAGGUCAUAUAUAUUCAACUUCAUUACUUAAUGUAUUUGUUGCAUGGCAGUUUGUUAAAAGUACUAUCAUGUGUAUAUUUUGUCAAUAUUAUGUCCAACAGAAAAUAUUCAUGUAAGUCAUAUUUUCUAAAGAAUAAAUACAUAGCCUUAAAACAGUGUAUAACUUUAAAGUGUAACUAACAUAGGUAUCCUUGCUUUUUUUUGAAGUUACAGUGCAUUAUUUCUAAGCCACAAAUUACAGAUAUAUUUACAUGACAACUGGGG
This is a messenger RNA of Sapajus apella (tufted capuchin), 3248 nucleotides long. It is a transcript of the gene GPR22, whose product is annotated as G protein-coupled receptor 22. The record is from RefSeq and is a predicted model, not a curated record. The transcript is spliced from 3 exons. Gene Ontology annotation, cellular component: membrane. Lineage: Eukaryota; Metazoa; Chordata; Mammalia; Primates; Cebidae. Bases 1445 to 2842 code for a protein of 465 amino acids. Gene Ontology annotation, molecular function: peptide binding; G protein-coupled receptor activity. Gene Ontology annotation, biological process: G protein-coupled receptor signaling pathway.